This is a messenger RNA of Penicillium bovifimosum, 1350 nucleotides long. Its product is annotated as UDP-Glycosyltransferase/glycogen phosphorylase. Lineage: Eukaryota; Fungi; Ascomycota; Eurotiomycetes; Eurotiales; Aspergillaceae. The transcript has a single exon. The coding region runs from base 1 to 1350 and encodes 449 amino acids. The record is from RefSeq and is a predicted model, not a curated record.
AUGGGCCCAACACUGCCCGUAUCAAAGACGCAAGUGCACGUUGUCAUCGGUUCCACUCACCGAUUUUCACACCUGGAAAAAGCGAAAGUUAUUGGAGCGCAUCUCAUUAAGCGAGGAUACCCUGUCACUAUUCUCGCAGGUCCGUCCGUUCGCGAUGAGAUUGAGUCCAUCGGUGCCUUCUUUGCGCCGAUGCAAGGCCGUGCUGGUGGGAGCUCUACCAAGCCUGAGUUCAACCAGCCUCCACCUCCAUGGGCUAAGGAGAUGGAAGUAUCAGCUCUCACGAACUUCUUCAUUGGCCCCAUUCCAGACGAAUACAAAAGCGUCCAAGAUGUGUUGAAGGCAUUGCAACAAGAAGGCCAGACGAAUGUUAUCUACAUGGAUGACAUCAUUUGCGGCGCUAUGCUGCCGGUCUACCUCGGUGCUCCCGGUGCCAUCAAGCCCAACGGAGUAAUCAAAAUUGGAACCACGCCUAUUCCACAUGAGACCGCGGAUACUGCCACGUGGACCAUGGGCAUUCCUCCCCAGUCGGCACACCCAGCCAGCGUUGGGGAAAUGUGGGAAACAAAGAAAGACAUCUACAGAUCAGAAGAAAUCCAACAGCACUUCGUGAAUGUUCUUCGUGAAAUGGGAGUACCUGCUGAUAAGCUUCGCUCAUUGCCACGCUUUAUGCAUAGCCAAGGGACUUGCUGUGAUGCCUAUCUUGCUCUGUCCAUCCCAGAGUUUGAGUACCCUCGGAGCGAUGCCCCGGAAUCGAUCCAUUUUGUUGGCGCUCUUCCUACCGUAGGAAACGUUCCUUCAUCCCUUCCUGAAUGGUGGGACGAGGUUAUCCACGCGCAAGGCAGCGACAGGAAGCCGAUUGUGGUUGUCAGUCAAGGGGCUGUCAACAACGACCCGACAGACCUGAUUCUGCCCACCAUUGAAGCUCUCAAGGAUGAGGAUGUCACCGUUAUUGCUACCUUGGUUAGGGGGCCGAAGAUAACGGCUGACCUGCCGAGCAACGUCAAGUUGGCAGAUUUCAUCCCUUUCGAUACACUGCUUCAGUACACGGAUGUUUUGGUAUCCAAUGGAGGCUACGGAACUGUUCAGAUGGCUCUUUCUCUUGCAGUGCCAAUGGUCCUUGCCGGUGUCUAUUUGGACAAGUACUAUACCAAUUCCCGGGCUGCUGCGAUGGGGGCAGCCAUUAAUCUUGGAUGUGAAAGAGUAGAGCCUGGCGUCGUCAAGAAGGCAGUUUGCUCUAUUUUGUCCGACCAGAAGAGAAAAGAGCAGUGUCUGGGAAUCAAGGGGAGAUAUGCCGAGUAUAACGCAUUAGACCAGAUCGUUGCUUUUGUUGAUGAGCUAGCUCAGAAGUAA